AUGGUGAUGCAUCCGUUCUAUAUCCACGCCGCAACAUCCUGGGGAAAGUACGCACGGAAGGCUUUGGAUCAGGAAAGGGGUUCGAGGGACCCGCGGAUUGGUGAAACCCUGCGGCUAGCCAUCACAACCUUCCUCGGCCGCGAAAAAGCUGUUCAGGCCGCUAUGCAGGUUGUGGACGCAUUCUCAACAGACGACUCGAAUGUGCCAGAAUGGGGCCAAGUUCAUGAUCGCCUAAGCGUUGAAGUCGCAGCAUACUUCGAGUUGACCGAGAUUGUCGACAUGCUACUACUUGUAGAAGCCGCGAAGUCCGGAAAACUGUCUGAAGUCCGCCGUCUUCUCAAACAGGGAACACAUGUCCAUGGAUUCGGGCCAGACAGCCCACUCCGUUCUGCAAUAUCGAAUGGCUACAAGGACGUCGUGGGAGUUCUGCUGGAAUAUGGCACCGACGCUAACUCUGGCUCUGGAUGCGAAUAUCCAUUGGACUGGGCCAUGGACAUGGAAGGGGAGAUUGGAGACAUCACACGCUUGCUCUUGGACUAUGGAGCCGAUCCUACAAAGAUACGCACCAACCUGUUAAGCUUCGCCGUCAGGGAUGAGGACAUGAACAUGGCGAAACUGCUUAUUGGAAAGGGCGUAGAUGUCAACGCAGCAGACGAGAGCAGAUGGACGGCGCUUCACUUUGCAGCUAUGAAUGGGUUGCUGGACUUUGUUCUGAUUCUGCUAAAACACUUACCCGUCGCGACUGCUGCGGACUUGAUGGGGAGAACGCCACUUGACUACGCGGAACAGAAUGGGAAAGAGGCUGUUGUCCGCAGACUUAGGGAGUAUAUGCAUGAGACAAUUUGA
Messenger RNA from Colletotrichum chrysophilum, 846 nucleotides. RefSeq lists its product as uncharacterized. Gene Ontology annotation, molecular function: protein binding. The coding region runs from base 1 to 846 and encodes 281 amino acids. The record is from RefSeq and is a predicted model, not a curated record. The transcript has a single exon. Lineage: Eukaryota; Fungi; Ascomycota; Sordariomycetes; Glomerellales; Glomerellaceae.